AUGAUAGCUCGCUCUUUGUACGCGGUCUUGGUCUGCCUCCUGACUGCUUCGCUUGUCGCCUGCGCAUCUGUGCAGCAAGAGCUACGACAAGACUCUUUCAGUAUUCCAGACUUCGUCUUGAGAUACGCACCUACUCUCUACCUACACAGUGAAGAGUUGUACUUCCCUACAGACCUCACAACCUUUCUCGAGCAUGUAACCCCACGAGCCAACUACACCCCGGUCGCGAACGCUCCCAACCCACUCACGCUCACGAAUCUCGAUCAGCUUGGCGCAGCCGCCCACCUCACCUCCAACGACGACGUAACGACGUCUCCAGCAUGGCUCUCCGGGGCAGCACCCGACAGCCACGGCCUCACUGCCGGCAUAAAUUGCGCCGUAAUCGUCAACACGAAGAACGACAGCAGCGCAGACGUUUUCUACUUCUACUUCUACGCCUUCAACCCCGGCACCAAUGUGUUCUCGCUUCCGUUCCUUGACUUUGGCAACCACGUCGGCGACUGGGAGCACACCAUGCUCCGCUUCCGCUCUCCCACGUCCUCACCGGAAGCAAUGUGGUACUCGCAGCACGCGAACGGGCAGGCGUUCCGCUACUCGGCUGUUGAGAAGGACUCUGAUGGUGUGCGCCCGGUUGUGUAUGUCGCGAAAGGGAGCCAUGCCAACUAUGCGGUUGCAGGGACGCAUUCGCAUGUCAUUCCGAACCUGAACCUGCCGUUCGGGGCACUGCAGGAUUACACUGAUAAGGGGAGGAGGUGGGACCCGAUAGGCAGUAGCUGGGUGUAUGAGUAUGAUGCUGGGAGUGGUGCUUUUACUGCGUUGAACGGCGGGCCGGUGGAGUGGUUGAGUUUCAAGGGCAAGUGGGGAGAUGAAGCGUAUCCGGACAGUGAUAGGAGACAGGUGGAUGUCUUUGGGCAGAAGAAGUAUGUGGGUGGCCCGACUGGACCUGCUGAUAAGCAGCUGGACAGGAAGGAGGUGUGUCCUGACAACGGUAUACCAUGCAUACUGAGGAGUAUACUCGUGCCUCUGGACGUGGAAGCUGGGAGCUGA
Molecule: messenger RNA, 1047 nt
Organism: Didymella exigua CBS 183.55
Lineage: Eukaryota; Fungi; Ascomycota; Dothideomycetes; Pleosporales; Didymellaceae
Exons: 2
Coding region: 1-1047 (348 amino acids)
Source: RefSeq, a predicted model, not a curated record